GGGAGCAGCAACUGCGUGAUGCCAUCAUGUCAAUAUGGACCUGAGGAAUGUUUCCAGUACCUUGAAUCUAUGCCACGAAGGAUUAAAGCAGUUCUGAAGGCAAAAGGGGGUCCAACCUGGCACUAGUAAGGUGAACCGAACUUCGCAGUGGAUCCCUGAAAGAGCCCGAAUCCUGGAUGAAGAGGUUGAGUGAACCUGGUCUGGACUCUGUGAAGGAGGAUCAUGGGAUCUGAGACACUGUAGAAGGACAGCUGUCCUGCCCGGUGGUCCAGAUACACCCCGAUCCGGUGGGACAGGGCACCUGGGCACAGCCCGGUUCUGUUCGGUUUACAGUGUGGGUCCCGACUCUUGGAACUGAUGGAAAAUGAGAACCAAAACCCAGUGUAGGCACACGCACUUGGGUCUUCACAACUUGAUCUUCAGUUGUAAUCCUGACGUAUCUCACAUCUGCAAAUGGAGCCCUGGUUUUGUCCAGAUCUUCAGCUGGAGACUUGGAUCUUUCUCAGACGGAGCUGCGGUUCAGCUCUGCAGCUGGUGCAUCGCAUUCUUCCAGAUUUUGCUCACAGGAAGAAUUAUAUUUACGCCGAGGGCAGCUGUUUUCCUUCAGGUCCUGGAGGCAAACCGAGCGCAUGCGUGACAAGUAGCAAGUAGCUCGGUGUUAAAGGGAUUCAGUUUAGUUUCGUUUUUUGGAUGUCCCUCAUGCGUGUAUGUGGGCAGGGCUCUGUUAUAUAUAUAUAGAUAUAAUAUAUAUAUUUAUGUGUAUGUGUCUGGACACAAAUAAAGAGACCGAUCCGAAGCUUGCUCCAGUGUAAACAGAGAGAGACACACGGUUGCUUGCCAAGAUGAUGUCGCUUUUUGUUUAAUAAAAUAAUACCCGACUAACCAGCUAGUAAAAUUAAUUCAAAUAUUCCAAGUGCACAGGAGAUGUCUCUUUUGCUUUGUCAGACAGUAUUUUCGUAAUCGCAUACAGAACAAAAACGAGACAUUUGACUUGUUUUUAAAGCGGUUUUAUAGUUUUUUGGGGGGUUAUUUGUCCCCACCUCUAGUGAGUGUGUGUUAGAUAAGUUUAUGUGGGCAGAGUCCAGGUGCCGUGCAAUUGUCAAACAGAAAGUUGUGUAACAUGUCAAGAGGGACAAUAAAACAGCAGGAAGAGCCAUAACACGCCGUUUCAUAAUUUAAUGAUUUUACUUUCAUACGUUUUCCACAGGUUCUCCUUUAAAAAGUGAUAUUGUUUACGCGGUUUCUCUGAUCAGCACGAUUGGAACAAUUUAAUUGUUUUAAAAUCAAUAUGAACGACUCCAAUGAUGUUCCGAGGUGAUCAAGGUCCUUGUCUGAUGGCUGAGCUAGCAGAUAUUCUUUAUAAAUGCUGAUGUUUAUGUAGUUCAUGUAGAUGUGCGCGCGUAGGCUGUUUAAAGCAGAAGUAUAUUACAGAAGGAUGUGCACUUUUUCAGUUCAAAACCUAUGUAUUUGUAUGUUAACUGGUCACCAGAUCUUCACUACGUCCACUUCACCUCUUCACAACCGUUUCACUUCACUUUUUUCAUUUAAUUUCAAAUGAUCCUGGAAGUGGGUUUAAACCGAGAGGCCAUUUUAUAGAUUUAAAGCUGCUUAACAUCAGCCUUUAAAUACCUGUAAUUAAGAUACUAAAGCCAAAUAUUUUAUUUACGUAUCGUUUUUGUCCUGAUUUUUUUUCUGUUUAGGUCUCAACUUAACUUCAGUCAGUUCAGUUUAAUUCCUAGCUGUAGGUAUCAAUACUAUCAUGAAUUAUGAAUGCCAUCUUUUAUCAUCCAAAUGAUGACUUAAAACCGUUUUGAUUACCGUAUUGAUUACCAUUUAUAGUUUUACAACAAAUACCACGGUUAAAGUAUAAGCAUGUAGUUUGUAGCAUAUCUAUAAAUCUAUGAAUUGAACUGUGAAACUGAAAUGUUUUAUCUGUCGGUUAAUAUAGCCUCAAAUUAUAAAUAAACCGUUAGUGUAGCAAAACUAUGGUUACUCUACUAAAAAAAGAAUGAUAGUAUUAAUAAUAAAUCCAUUUAAAAUGGUAAUAUGUAGUGUCUUUUGUGACACUUUCCAUUAGGAUAACAGAUGACCAGUUACCAGUCCCAUCAUGACCAGUCAACCCAUAACACUUUUUCUAAUUUUUUUGGUUACCAUGGUUACACGUUUGCAGGUAUCCUUCACCGCAUCUUUCCUGAAACUCUUGCUCGUACCUGUGAGUACUUUAGCAUUUAUUUUGUUACUUCCAUCAAAUCCAUGUUAUGUAUGAAAGCUGAUUUGCAUGCGCUUUAUAAAGUCACUCCGGGUAUUGUAGCACGUGGUGUGACGCGCCUCGUGUUUUUUAUGAAACCUCAUUCACAUAAAUACUCUCUCUCUCUCUCUCUCUCUCUCUCUCUCUCUGUCUCUCGCGGACACGCGCUCGCUCGCGCUCAGCUUCAGGGUCGGGAUGGCAGACACGGCCGUUCAGCUGACCAGAGUCAGGGACGUGGACAACAACGUGUCCAGGACGCCGGUGUCCACCAGGAUGUCCUUCUCGGCGUCCAGGCGAGGAGCCACCGUGAGCUUCCACGACAUCAACUACAGCGUGAAGAUGAAGAGCGGCUUCUUGUGCAAGAGGAAGGUCGAUCAGAAGAACAUCCUCAUCCAGCUCAAUGGGAUCAUGAGGCCUGGACUGAAUGCCAUUUUAGGAGCCACUGGGAGCGGGAAAUCAUCGUUUCUGGAUGUUCUGGCCGCUCGUAAGGAUCCUGCUGGUCUUUCUGGAGAGGUUCUGAUAGACGGAGCUCCACAGCCUCCAAACUUCAAAUGUCUGUCUGGAUACGUAGUGCAGGAUGAUGUGGUCAUGGGCACGCUGACCGUUCGUGAGAAUCUGCGUUUCUCAGCGGCUUUACGUCUCCCGAAGUCGAUCCGUCAGCAAGACAAAGACGAGAAGGUUGAGAGACUCAUUCAAGAGCUGGGAUUGAGCAAAGUGGCUGAUUCACGGGUGGGCACGCAGCUGAUUCGUGGUGUUUCGGGUGGAGAGAGGAAGAGGACAAAUAUCGGCAUGGAGCUGAUCAUUGAUCCGCCGGUGCUUUUCCUGGACGAACCGACCACAGGCCUGGACGCCAGCACGGCCAACUCCGUCCUCAUGCUGCUCAAGAGGAUGGCGAACAGCGGUCGCACCAUCAUCCUCUCCAUCCAUCAGCCGCGGUACUCCAUCUACCGGCUGUUCGACAGCCUCACGCUGCUGGUGGGAGGAAGACUGGUGUAUCACGGCCCGGCUCAAGACGCCCUGGACUACUUCAGCCAGAUCGGAUACACCUGUGAACCUCAUAACAACCCUGCUGAUUUCUUCCUGGACGUCAUCAACGGAGACUCCACCGCCGUCGCUCUCAACAAGUUAUACGCCAAUGAGGAACUGGACGAGGAGCAGCUGAGUUCGUCUCUGAAGGGCAUCGAGGACCGUUUGGUGGAGGAGUACAAGAACAGCGGCAGCUACAAACAGACCAAAAGCGAGCUGGAGCGAAUCGUUCAGGGACAGGACUACAGCUCACGACCCAAAUCCAGAACCAUCACCUACAGCACGUCCUUCUGCCACCAGUUCAACUGGGUCCUCAAGAGGACCUUCAGGAACCUCAUGCUGAACCCUCAGACCUCGUUCGCUCAGAUCGGUGUGAUGAUUUUCCUGGCUUUGGUUGUUGGAGCGAUAUUUUUUGGAGUGGAGAAGAAUUCAAGCGGCAUUCAGAACAGGAUGGGCGCGCUCUUCUUCAUUACCACCAAUCAGUGCUUCAGCGCCGUUUCCUCAGCUGAACUCUUCAUCACUGAGAGGAAACUGUUUGUGCACGAGUACAUCAGCGGAUACUACAGAGUCUCGGUCUACUUCCUGUCUAAGAUCCUGUCUGACAUCCUGACUCUACGCACCAUCCCAGCAAUCAUCUUCAGCUGCGUGGCGUACUUCAUGAUCGGACUGAAGGCGACGGCCGAGGCCUUCUUCAUCUUCCUGUUCUCCAUCAUUCUGGUGUCCUACACAGCCACGUCCAUGACUCUGGCCAUCUCUGCCGAUCAGACGGUGGUGGCCAUCGCUAACAUCUUCAUGACCAUCAGCUUUGUCUUUAUGAUGAUCUUCUCGGGGCUGCUGGUGAAUCUCCCCAGUGUCGCGGUCUGGUUAAACUGGUUGAAGUAUCUCAGUAUUCCUCGUUACGGUCUCGCCGCGUUGGAAAUCAACGAGUUCACCGACCUUGACUUCUGCGACCCGAGGAACAUGAGCGGCGUAGUAACACAAGUCUGCUCCACAGGCGAGGACUUUCUGAGCGAACAGGGCAUUGAUUUCUCAGCCUGGGGUUUGUGGCAGAAUCACUUGGCUCUGGGCAUCAUGACCAUCAUCUUCCUCACCAUCGCUUACCUCAAGCUGCGCUUCAUCAAGAAGUUCACCUAAACGCAAGCUCACGUUCUUCCUCACACACUCCGUAUGCAGAAGGAAAUCAUAAACAUGAAUAGAAAUCCUGUCAAACACCGACUCUGCUCAGGUUUAUUGUUCUCAGCCUUUCAUACCAAAGAUUUGUUUCAAGAAAGUGUUUUAUUGUUUCUCGUUUCUUCCUGCGGAUUAUUCAGUAACAGUACAGUAGUUGGGUUUAUUGUAAGUUUCAUUUGUAUAUUUUGUUAAUAUAAAAUGCUUUUGUAAUUUUUUUUAGGACCGCAAGAUUUAAUAAAACAAAUGCUC
This is a messenger RNA of Puntigrus tetrazona (Sumatra barb), 4693 nucleotides long. Its product is annotated as broad substrate specificity ATP-binding cassette transporter ABCG2-like. Gene Ontology annotation, cellular component: plasma membrane. NCBI's taxonomy places the organism in Eukaryota, Metazoa, Chordata, Actinopteri, Cypriniformes, Cyprinidae. Gene Ontology annotation, molecular function: ATP binding; ABC-type transporter activity; ATP hydrolysis activity. The record is from RefSeq and is a predicted model, not a curated record. The transcript is spliced from 18 exons. Bases 2444 to 4408 code for a protein of 654 amino acids.